Molecule: messenger RNA, 2595 nt
Organism: Monodelphis domestica (gray short-tailed opossum)
Lineage: Eukaryota; Metazoa; Chordata; Mammalia; Didelphimorphia; Didelphidae
Gene: PLPPR1
Product: phospholipid phosphatase related 1
Biological process (GO): phospholipid dephosphorylation; signal transduction; phospholipid metabolic process
Cellular component (GO): plasma membrane
Molecular function (GO): phosphatidate phosphatase activity
Source: RefSeq, a predicted model, not a curated record
AUCCUGAAAUCUGGAGCUUGUGCAAAAAGAACCGUGAGGAGGGAGAGAGAGAUGAUGGAGGAGGAAUAAUUGCAAUCAACCACCCACCUCCGUCAUAUUCCAGAGAAACCCCUCUCUCUCUCCCUCUCUCUCUCCCUCUCUCUCUCUCUCUCUCUCUCUCUCUCUCUCUCUCUCUCUCUCUCUCUCGAUCUAGUCACACACACACACACACACACACAUACUCUCACACUUGCACACUUGCACACACACGGGAUAUGUAUUGGGUGAAGACUGUGUCUCUGACCAGCAAUCUGAAUGGAUCUUGCUACUCUUAGCCGGACAGCUGUGUAAGGGAACCCGGAGCAGCAGGGAGCAGGAGGGAUCCGCAGCUGGAGAUUGGAGCCUAUACAAGUUUGAGAGUGUCGCCUCCCAUCCUGUGAUAAGAAAUGGCUAUUGGAAACAACACACAACGAAGCUAUUCCAUCAUCCCCUGUUUCAUAUUUGUGGAGCUCGUCAUCAUGGCUGGGACCGUUCUACUCGCCUACUACUUCGAGUGUACUGACACUUUCCAGGUGCAUAUCCAAGGAUUCUUCUGUCAGGACGGAGACCUGAUGAAGCCUUACCCUGGGACAGAGGAAGAAAGCUUCAUCUCGCCCCUCGUGCUAUACUGCGUGUUGGCGGCAACCCCCACAGCUAUUAUUUUUAUUGGCGAGCUGUCCAUGUAUUUCAUAAAGUCUACCAGAGAAACCUUGAUUGCCCAGGAGAAAAUGAUUUUGACUGGAGAGUGCUGUUAUCUGAGCCCACUGCUCCGAAGGAUCAUUCGGUUUAUAGGGGUGUUUGCCUUUGGACUUUUUGCUACUGACAUAUUUGUAAAUGCUGGCCAAGUGGUCACCGGGAACCUGGCACCUUACUUCCUCACUGUGUGCAAGCCCAACUACACCAGCACAUCUUGCCGAACUCACCAGCAGUUCAUCAACAACGGGAACAUCUGCACCGGUGACCUGGAAGUGAUUGAAAAGGCCAGGAGAUCCUUUCCCAAACAUGCUGCUUUGAGCAUCUACUCAGCCCUGUAUGUGACGAUGUAUAUCACAAGUACCAUCAAAACCAAAAGCAGUCGGCUGGCGAAGCCUGUCUUGUGCCUGGGGACCCUCUGCACAGCGUUCCUCACCGGCCUGAACCGAGUCUCUGAGUACCGGAACCAUUGUUCAGACGUGAUUGCGGGCUUCAUCCUGGGCACGGCGGUGGCCCUGUUCCUGGGAAUGUGUGUUGUACAUAACUUCAAAGGAACACGUGGCUCUCCUUCUAAACCCAAACCAGAGGAUCCCAGAGAAAUGCCCCUAAUGGCCUUCCCCAGAGUAGAAAGUCCUCUGGAGACGCUGAGUGCACAGAAUCACUCAGCCUCCAUGACUGAAGUUACUUGAGAUGGACAACGGUGCCAGAAGCUGGUUUUUUUUUAAUUACCCUCCAGUUCAAAACUCCAAGAAACACAGUUACUAAAUUUCGGACUGUGAAGACAAGUAUUAUGUUAUGUCUAGUUAGAGGCUGAUGUUUUGUACAUUUUUUUGUAUGAGGAAGUGAUGUAGCUAACCCUGAUUCUUUUUUGUCAGCUUUAACAUAUUUAUGCCAGAAUUUAAAGACCAACUUUUUUUUCCCCCUUGUUCAAGUGUGCACUGAGGAACCACAACUAUUGAAUUGUUGAUGUUGUUUUGUGAUAUUUGUACACAGGCCUUCUUUUCUCAGUUUUAUAGACACCGAAAUAAAUUUCCCCUAACAGCUCAUUCUUACCUUCAGUUACCGCAGUGGCUGCUGCUUACAGACUAGUUAAAUCUCCGUGAGAAGCCGAUCGCGUUUUCUGAGUUUGCAGGGAGGCCCGUGUUAGUUAAUGGGAAACCAGAAAUCACACACACACACACACACACACACACACACACACACACACACACAAAGGACGUUCCAUCUGAGGAUGCACCCCAUACUGACCCUCUAAUGUACCUGUCCUGCCAGUCUGCCUGCCUGCCUGACUGCGAUGUUCUACAGUGAAAAUACCACAUCUGUCAUUCUCAGUGGACUCCCUGGGCUAUCCCAAGCCUUUUGCUGAGGAUCCUGGAUUCUCCAUCACUCUGUUAGAGGAUUCUUUCUCAGGCAACUCAGAAACUGGGAAAAGUUUUCCACGGAAGCAUCCUCGGGGAGGGCCCCACCUGUAACACCCUACCUUGUCUCCUGAAUAACCAGCACCAAGCCUCCUCUUCAAUGCCAGUUUUGUAAAUCAUAUUCUAUGGACUUUAUAUGAAAAAUGAAUAUUUUACAGUUUGCACAGUAUUAUUUUAAAGGGAAGAAAUUAGAUCAUUGACAACAAAUGGAACCUGAGCAACAGCUUCACUUUGUGGCUUUUAAUUGUUCUAGGAUUUUUCACUCCAUCCCAUUUUUCUAGCAUGGUGAUAACUAAAGUGUCUCCUUUAAGAGAAGGAGCCACUCAUCUGUACCUCUUGGAAUGUUUACCUGACACCUCCAUCUUGGCUCUUAGCUUUUUUUGUACAUAUUUUUUUUCUAAAGAGAUGAAAAAAAAUUAUCCAAAAAAAUAUACUCUGGCUCAUGUGGUUUUUUUUCCUCCUCUUU